AUGCCUGCUCCUGGCGACCAACACAGUCGCAUCUCGAACCCGUUCGAAGAUGUAAAGCCCCGUAUAUCCGAAUACACGGCCCAAGAGAUUGCAACGCUACAGACACGACUGGAAAGACAGCUAGGACCCGAGUACUUAUCAGCUCGCGCGGGUCCCUCGGGGCAAAAAGUUCACUAUGUCGCUGCCGAGAAGGUCAUUGGACUUGCCAACGAGGUGUUUGGCUUCAACGGGUGGUCAUCAUCGAUUCAGAACAUCCAAGUCGACUUUGUGGAUGAGCACCCACAGACUCUCAAAAUCUCGCUUGGGCUGCAUGUUGUCGUGCGCGUGACCCUGCGGGAUGGGACGUUUCAUGAGGAUAUUGGAUAUGGACACAUUGAGAACUGCAAGGGCAAGGCCAUGGCUUUCGAAAAGGCAAAGAAGGAGGGAACCACGGAUGCCCUGAAGAGGGCGCUCAGGAACUUUGGCAAUGUGCUAGGAAACUGCGUCUACGACAAGGCAUAUCUGGCCAAGGUGACCAAGCUCAAGGUCGAGCCGACCAAGUUCGACGAGCUGAACCUGCACCGGCACGCGGACUUUGCCAAGAAGGAUGUUGCUGCAGAACCCAGCCUUCCGCCCGUUAAGCCAGAACCAUCAAAUGGUGUCUCAGCGCCGGCCCAUCCUCCAUUGCCAUCUCUGCCAGAGGCAGAUUCUUUCGAUGAUUUGCUCGGAGAAUUUGACGAAGCCGACUUUUGCGUUGUAGAUGCAGACAGCCAUCCGGAUGAGGUCGUUCUCCCUGAAAAUUCAUAUACAUCAGGUAGCAGCGGCAACAGUGGAGCGAGCACCACGAGUAGGGGGGUAGGCGCUCCCUCAGGGAACCAGUCAAACCAGCAGCGGCCAAUGCAACCAUCCUCACGAAUCAACUUGACAAAUGGUCCGACCGGACGCCCUCAACCUCAAACUCCCAACCACCAAAUCAAGAGAUCAGGCCCUCAGAACGGUUCUAUGAACAAUCAACAGAAUAAUCAUGGAGUUCGUCCUCCACCUCAAAUGGCAACCCAGGGCCGGCCAACUCCUCCGCCGCAGAACAACAACAGCACUCACAACGGUACGGGCCAACAGCAGCGGCCAUUUGGUAACGGCCCACAGCAAAACACACCACCGCAGCCUAACAAUGGGCCUCCAACUGCUCCAAACGGUGCAGAACCUGUAGCUUUCUUCUCAGCGCGUGCGGUUGCGAGGGUCCCGGAUGAUGCCUCCCUUCCACCGCCAGGGACAGCGAUGCCUGCAGUCUUGUUUAACCCAAAAGCAGAAAGUCCCUCGAUUCGCAAGACGCCCGGCAUUGAUCACUCGUCUUCGAAGCCAGUGUCAAGAACAGGCCAGCAUGUUCCGGGUAAACUUGCCCAAGAUGGCGGAGGGCUUGUUAAUGACAAUCCUUCUAACAAUACCGGGAAUGGCGCACAGCUCCAGCCACAAAAACAACAGCCACCCCAACAGCGUGGAAGCAUUCUCAACCCUCAGUUUGACCAGUCCCGACGCAUUGGAGCUCCCGGUGGGGCUGCAAGUCCGCUCUCGAAUAGGAAUCAGUAUAGGCCACCCACUAUGAUGAAGCGGCCACCACUAGCGGAUGUGCCCAACGGGACCACAAAUGGCACUGGGACGCCCGGGGAUGCCAAAAGAAUGAAGCUCAAUUAA
Molecule: messenger RNA, 1671 nt
Organism: Pyricularia pennisetigena
Lineage: Eukaryota; Fungi; Ascomycota; Sordariomycetes; Magnaporthales; Pyriculariaceae
Exons: 4
Coding region: 1-1671 (556 amino acids)
Biological process (GO): double-strand break repair via homologous recombination; DNA recombinase assembly; double-strand break repair via single-strand annealing
Cellular component (GO): nucleus
Source: RefSeq, a predicted model, not a curated record